AUGCCUUCAUCACCUGUAUCGCCAGACUGUCUCAAACAUAUAGCGAGCUGCAAGAAAGCCUUAGAAAAACCAAGGGCCCAAAGCACAUGGUCAAUCGGAGACAGUGACCCGGAUCCAUCUCUACCAGAAGAAAAGUGGCCGACGGCUAUAAAUCCACAGCAGGGGGAGGAACGUCAGUGGCCGCCCUUAGGCACCCGCCUGAGCGACGCGUGGGCCAUACUGGCUAUAAACGAACUAUCUACUGCAGAUAGAGCACACUACUAUCCUGCGGAUUUCGACCACCAGGGCAAUCUUCGCAAGACCCGCGUCCCCACCGGUGAAACUUUUGUUUUCUAUGCGCAUAGCAACUUUUUCUUCCCCGUUUAUCGUCGCACCCACAUCCUUUGCGGCCAGUCUGGCCUGCCAUUUAACAUCUGGCUUCUGAACACGCAACGCUCUAUGAGUGACGGUAAAACAACCACUACUACAAUCGAAAUAGGCCCUGUCGUUGCACACAGCAAAGCAGUCGAUAAACCAAACAUUAUCAUAGACAUUACUCAACACACCCCGUAUACCGACCCCUACUGGAAUUUCGUUACUCCAAAGUGGACAGGCCACAAAGAGGACCGUAUUCUGCUUUACGGAGAAUCCGAAGCCGAGAUUACUACACUAGAUACUCUACUGAAGAAGAAUCAGUUAUCAGACUUUGUUGUCCCUGAAGAUCCGGAGUCAGAUCUACUACCAAUUCGCACAGCGUCUACGUCUACAUCUAUUGGUCGUCAAACCAGAGCUAUGGUAGCUAACAAGCGCCCAAGUACCCCAGGUGCAACACCAACCCCGAAGAAAGUUUUCAAACCACCUGUUCCUCACACUCUCAAACCAUCUACUACAACAAACACUGCGUCAAUGUCUACCGACCAUGAUCCCACACCAGAGCCUACCAAUGCUGAUCCUAAGCCGCAAAACACCUCGUCUACCGAUGCCGAUUCUAUACAAAACACCUCGUCUACCGAUGCCGAGCCUAAACCAAACACCUUGUCAACCGAUGCCGAUGCUGAUCCUAGACCUACACCUGAACACACCUUAAAGGUCUCUGUCUCCAAUCUUGUUAUACGAGGCGAUGAAGCUCUCAAACUACGUCACGAAAAUGCAGCUAUUGCCGACACAUUGAUAUCCCUCUCAAACAGCGAAAAGCGAAGGCAAGUUAUCUGGGACAAUGCUCUUCGCAGAGAUGAAGUUCCACGAAACGACGAAGCUUUCAGACUACGUCUAGAAAAUGAAACAAUUGCGGACGCGCUUAUAUCUCUCUCGAACGGCGAAAAACGAAGGCAAACAAUCUGGGACAAGAUUCUUCGCAGAGUUGACAAAGACAUCGCCCCUACUACACUACCAGAAGAGACUGCACUACCAGAAGAGCCUAACAACGGUUAA
This is a messenger RNA of Aspergillus brunneoviolaceus CBS 621.78, 1410 nucleotides long. RefSeq lists its product as uncharacterized. Lineage: Eukaryota; Fungi; Ascomycota; Eurotiomycetes; Eurotiales; Aspergillaceae. Bases 1 to 1410 code for a protein of 469 amino acids. The transcript has 2 exons. The record is from RefSeq and is a predicted model, not a curated record.